Amphiprion ocellaris (clown anemonefish) is the source of this 826-nucleotide messenger RNA. RefSeq lists its product as uncharacterized. The coding region runs from base 191 to 826 and encodes 211 amino acids. The record is from RefSeq and is a predicted model, not a curated record. The transcript has 3 exons. NCBI's taxonomy places the organism in Eukaryota, Metazoa, Chordata, Actinopteri, Pomacentridae.
CAUGCUAAUGCUAACAGACCUUCAACUCCACAACCAUCCUCUUGGACUUCUGGAUUCCACCAACAGAAACCAAACAUUUUGCUGAACAUUGGUGAGCAACUAAUGAAAAAUGUGAUGAGUGACUGAUGAUGAUGAUAAUGAUGAAGCCUGUCUGCUGAACAGGUUAGGCUUCAAUGGAUGAUUUGAAUUGAUGGCGAGCUACCCUCCAAAGAACUGGAACAGUAUGAAAAGAUUCAGCCCUUCACCCACCCCACUCAUUGGCAGGCCUCAAGCCUUACAGCUUCAUCCCUUCCCCAAUGCUGUGAUGUUUUUAGAUGUCACCCCGCCCUCUGCCCGUGACGUGCUCGGCUCUCAACUCUGGCCACCUCUGGCCCAGCAACGAGUUGGUGCCCGAAACGGCCCCAGAGUUUGGAGCCCGGAGCCGCAGCUCCGGUGGUCGAAACACAAAAAACCGGCGCCAAGUCGGGCGCCGGCUCCAACUCCGAACGGGCUCCACCCCGGUCGAAAAGAGGGAGUUUCUACAAUGGCGGCCCGGUAUCACCAGUCCGACUCACCACAAACUCCUCGCAUAGAACAGCCUGAACAUGACCGACUGGUUCCAGUCAGACCCGCGACAGACACUGAGAAGAAACUAUUGAGCGUUAUCAGCCGGCUGUCUGGCCAGAGAGGACCGCUGGAGGAGAAGCUGGAGGAGAGGAUAGCCGCCAUGGAAGCAAAAUUAAACACUUUCUCCAGCGGCGAGGAAAUUCAGCGGAAAAGAGGAGAGCACAGUCCUAAAAUUGCGACUGGGCUCACCUCACAAUUGAGACUGUCAGGACAUAUUUAG